Messenger RNA from Meira miltonrushii, 1014 nucleotides. Its product is annotated as class I glutamine amidotransferase-like protein. Lineage: Eukaryota; Fungi; Basidiomycota; Exobasidiomycetes; Exobasidiales; Brachybasidiaceae. The record is from RefSeq and is a predicted model, not a curated record. The transcript has 2 exons. Bases 1 to 1014 code for a protein of 337 amino acids.
AUGCGGAGGGUCGGCUUACCAAAAUCAUUACGGCUAAUAAGUCUUUUGACAAUACUCGCAAUCACACUCAUUAUCACGGCAGAUAUCAUCUCAGCAGAACAAAGGGUGCUAAUCUAUACCAAAACGGCUGGCUUUAGACAUGCAUCAAUUCCAAACGGAAUAAAAGCUUUUGAAAAGUUAGGCAAACAACAUGGCAUACAUAUGUUUAACACCGAAAACGAAAAACACUUCGAAGAUGAAGAUUGGGUAAACGGUUGGGAUGCAAUGGUUUUCUUAAGCGUAAGCGGAACGAUGUUGAACGAUAAAGGAGCGGUGAAUAUGAUGAAAUACAUCGAAAAUGGUGGUGGAUAUAUGGGCGUUCAUGAAGCAUGCGAUGCAAUGUAUAAAUCACCUUGGUACGGUAGAUUGGUUGGAGCAUACUUUGAUUAUCAUCCAUACAUUCAACAUUUCACUCUCGAUGUUGAAACUCACGAUCAUCCUUCAACUUCUUUCUUGAACAAGACAUGGGAGGUGUACGAUGAAGUUUAUACCUUCAAUUCCAACCCACGCGAUCUAGGAAAGAAAGUCGUUUUGACAGCAGACUCCAAGUCUUUCAAAGAUCCAACCGGACCAGGCCUUUCCAUCCUACGUAAAACAGAAGGUGUCCAUCCUAUCGCAUGGUACGCAGAAGGUGGUUUGUUGGACGAACCCAAACAUAACCCAGGAGGUGGCGUGAUGGAUACCAGCAAAACCCCAAAGAACCAACGUGGUUCAGGCGGUCCCGGAAGAUCGUUCUACACUGGUCUUGGCCAUACCCAUGCUUGCUGGGAAGAAAAGAACAUGGUCGAUCAUGUUUGGGGAGGCUUGAAAUGGGUUUUGGAUUCUCCUACCAUCAGAAGCAAUAAUGCCACCUUACCUGCUUCAGCACCUGGCACCAAAUUUGUCGUCCACACACCAAGUUCAUCCGCCAGUACUUCCAACGCCAGUCAAACUGCUGCUUCCACCAGCAUGAAAAUCUGCUGUUCAUGGCAAUAA